Zootoca vivipara (common lizard) is the source of this 6747-nucleotide messenger RNA. Its product is annotated as NACHT, LRR and PYD domains-containing protein 3. Gene Ontology annotation, cellular component: cytoplasm. The record is from RefSeq and is a predicted model, not a curated record. Lineage: Eukaryota; Metazoa; Chordata; Lepidosauria; Squamata; Lacertidae.
GGCAGCCUGAAUGGAAACAGAAAGAGGAGCUUCAGUCAGCCUUUCAUCUGUCCCUCAUACAACCAGCUACAUUUUAUUUCAGUCUGCAAAUUGGUGUUGACUCUUAAUUUCUACAAAUGUGCAUCACAUAACACCCCGCCUUGGCCACCCUGUUUCCCAAAUAGAAAGUGGGAAACACAUAUAGAAAGAGCUACAAAUAAAGGGGGGAAGUCUGCAUGGAAGCAAAGGCGCUGGUCAAUCCUGGAUGAAUGAAGAAGAUUAAGAAAACUGCAUUUUAUUUCAGAAUAGGAAUCAGAACAAUGGUUCUCACAGAAGCAAAGACACCGGUUCUCAGAAGCAAAGACACUGAUUCUAAAUUCCUCAUGAUGACAAGAAGUCAUAGAAUGGUAGAGCUUGUGUUAUGAAAUGCAAGCAAUUUAUUGAUAAUGACACAACCAAUCAUUAGAGUACAAUAUUCAGUGCAAGUUGUGCCUUUCCCUGAGUGAAAGUGAAAGUAGCCGACACUGUCCUCUGGCCGUUGGACUACAAUUCCCAUCAGCCCCAGCCAGCAAGGUCAGGGGCAAUGGGAGUUGUAGUCCAACAACAUCUGGCAGAGGGGUACCCUAGGUUAAGCAGAAGUAAAGUCCAAGGUGAAUAUGUUAUUUAUAGACAAAUAGGUGUGAGUUUGACCAAACUGCGGAAGGCAGUGGAGGACAGGAGUGCCUGGCCUGCUCUGGUCCAUGGGGUCACGAAGAAUCGCACACGACAAAACGACUAAACAACAACAAACAAGCCUUGCUGUGAGAUGGUGAUGAAGUCAGGAGGAGGAGCCAUGAUGCAGGACUACCUACUAGAUGCCUUAGAGGACCUUGGCCAAGAAGAUUUUGAGAAGUUUAAGUUUAAGUUGCGUAUUGCAGCAGCUCCCGGGGGUAAGAAUAUUCCACUUGGACGGAUGGAGAAGGCAACUCGGGAGAAGAUGGUGGACCUUCUGGUUGAGUUUUAUGUGGAGGAGGCUGCUGCCCUGAUGAUAACUAUUUUUGAAGACAUUGGUCUCAAGUACAAUGCUUCUAAACUCAGCAAGGAGAUUGGGAAGCAAGUUCAAGAUUACAAAAAAAAGUAUGCUGAGGAUGUGAAGGAAGAAUACUUGCUAACAGAGGACAGAAACAGCCUCUUUGGUGAGAGCACCCCAUUAAAUGCCCGUUACAUAGAGUUACUUAUCAUCAAAAAACACCGGCCUCAGAAGCAGAGGGAACAUGAAUUGGUUGCUACUGGCAGGCUGCACAUGGAGGUCUUGGAAACUCGCAGUUCAGAUUAUUCAUCAACUGAUAUACAAAGCCUUUUUGAACCUGAUGAAUCGGGAAUAGCCCCAAGAACCGUGGUGUUGCAAGGACCUGCUGGUAUUGGUAAAACGAUGACCGUGCAGAAGAUUAUGCUGGGCUGGGCUGCUGGGGAGCUGUACCAGGAUGUCUUUGACUACGUGUUCUGCUUUCGCUGCAGAGAACUAAGCCUUGCUGAAGAUACCAUCAGCCUGGCUGACCUUAUUGUAGAUCAGUGUCAAGACAUGUAUGCCCCAGUGAAAGGGAUUUUAGCCCACCCUGAAAAGCUGCUUUUCAUCAUUGAUGGCUAUGAUGAGUUUUGUUGCUCCUUAGAGCUCAUAGGAGACAGUUUCUGUGAUGAUCCUUAUUCAAAGGUGUCCAUACAGGGUGUUCUGAGCAGCUUGUUGAGAAAGAAGCUUUUGCCCAAAUCCUACCUGUUAAUCACCACAAGGCCUGGUGCUGCAGAGAGGCUGCAUGGGUGCUUGAAGUUUCCAAGAUUUGCUGAGAUCCUUGGAUUCACUGAGAAAGGUCGUCGUGAAUAUUUUUCCAAGUUCUUUAAAGAUGAUCAGAAAGCCAACCUAGCACUGAGAUUCAUUGAAAAUACUGAUGCAGUGUCCACCAUCUGCUUCAUCCCCAUGGUGUGUUGGAUCAUCUGCUCUGUCAUCAGAGUUGAACUGGAAACUGAAGACGAGAUUGCAGACACCUUGGACACCACAACAAAAGUCUUUGUACAGUUUUCUCACAAUCUUCUUAAGCAUGAGUCUGCGAAAUGGAAAAAUUCCUCUCUGAAUGAGCUCGGAAGACUCUGUUCCUUGGCACGGGCUGGCAUCCUGGGACAGAAAGUUCUCUUUGAGGAGCAGGAUCUUGAGGAACAUAAUUUAGAGGUUUCUCCUCUUAAAGACCUCUUUCUAGACAAAAGACCAUUCCAGAGGGGGAUUGGCCAGCACAAUCUGUACAGUUUUCUCCAUCUUUGCUUCCAGGAGUUUUUUGCUGCCAUGUGGUAUAUUCUGCAGAAGGACUCAAUGGAAGUUUCAGAUAACAGUAUGGGGGACUUGAAGACACUUUUAGCUGAGUGUGAGAAGCCAGGCAAUGAGCAUUUGACAUUAACAGUAUGCUUCAUAUUUGGCCUGAGCAGUGAAAAGGUGCGCAUCUUUCUUGAUCAAACUCUGCAGUGCAAGACAUCUGACCUUGUGAAGCCCCUCUUGCUUCAGAGAGCAGCUGAAGUGGCAACUGAGGAGCCUCCUCGAAAAGGUCAUUGCCUGCUGAAGUUUUUCCACUGUCUGUUUGAGACCCAGGAAGCAGAAUUUGCAGAGUGUGUGAUGCAUCAUUUCCAGAAUAUUGACCUUUCUUUCCAGACACUCUCGGUGUUGGACUGCAGGGUUCUGGCGUUCUGCUUGCAGCACAGUAAAAUCGAGGAUCACUCCAUUGAUCUAACGUUUUGCAGGCUGAAGUCUUACCACAUCAGAGCUUUGGCUCCAGGAAUAAAAAACUGUACAACUUUAAACUUUGGAAGUAACAAACUUGGAAACUCGGGAGUGCAUGUUCUCUGUGCCACUCUGAAGGAACUAGACUGUAAUGUGACUACUCUAAAUCUUGAUGAGAAUUACCUCACAGAUGCUUGCGCCCAAGAACUUUGCAAUAUUCUGAGCACCAGACACACACUCAGCACCCUAAACCUUCAGAACAACUCCUUCUCAGAGGUUUCUGUGCCUUUCAUCCGCCACCUCAUGGAGACCUGCCCCAGCCUGUCUUUUCUGCGGUUGGAAAGUAAUGGAUUUGGUGAAAAAGGAAGGAAACGCUUGAAACAGCAAGAGAAAAAGAUAACUAAGUCAGGACGUCCUUUUUUGUUGUGGCUGUGACACAUUCUAAUUUGUAUGCUCUGGAUCAACAGCAGUCAUGUUACCAAAGGGCAGUAUUGUACUGAAUCAGGUAAACGUGCUUGUAGCUGCAGGAUGGGAGUUCUAGAGCUGAACUCUUUCUUAAAAGAAAGAAAGGCAGCAUUAAGGCUCAGAUGCAAACCUGCCAACUUUAGUUGUUGGAAGUGCUUCCCAAACAGGAAGAAUGACAUGUGCAGUCAUUGGAUUUUUAAAAAAGUAAGCACUUUGAUCAGCUAUCUGAUUUAUUUAUUUUUUAGUAUUUUCUUACAUAAUCUAGCAGCCUUGUUUUAAUUUAAUUUGUAUUUGUUGUUGUUGUUUAGUCGUUUAGUCGUCCGACUCUUCGUGAUCCCAUGGACCAGAGGGUUAAUUUGUAUACCACCUUUUUAUAAUGCUCUACAGAAGGCAGUUUACAAGCUGAAGAAACAACAAAAUUAAACAACAAAGAUCACACAUCUUAUUAACGAUCCAAUCCAACACAAAUAAGGCAAAUUUAAAAAAUGACUUAUAAUCAACAACUUAUAUCCAAUAAAGUAAUACUGUAUUCAACAAUCCAUUAGAAUACAAUAGUACACUAUAAAAUUUAAUUCCAAAAUACCAACAAAUAAUAAUUAAAUAGAAAUUCAUGACCAACAAGUACUGUACAAUAAAUCAUUACUUAAAUUAUAAAGAUAACAGCAAAAUUACAAUACAUAAGAUACUGCAAUGCACAAAAAUCCUUGUAAAAAGGUCAAAUUGAGCAACAGGGGCACAUACCGUAGUUUAUGAAAUUAUUAAAAGAUUCCUCCCGCCCCCGGGUCACGCAAAACUCCUCUCUUCCAGCUGCCUUUGCUGUUCUUAAAGCAGAGGCUGUUGGGAAAGGCUAUUGCUCAAUUGGACAUGAUUAAGGGCAGGCAAAAUGAGGCUCUUUUUCUGUUCUUCACACUUCCCACCCAAGGGAGCUGACAAGAUGCUGAGGCAGUUGUAGUUGUUAAAAUGAGAUGAAGCAGCAAGGUGUUAUACCUACCGUACUCACAUCUCCACGAGUGGCUAGAAACUAAGUAUUCUCAUAGCUUUAUUACAAGUCUUGCAAGUUUUGUCCACUAAUAUGAAAGUUGGCAACCAUGUUAAUGGUAUCUUCUAGGGUUGCCAUAUUUUGAAGAUCAAAAAAGAGGACACGUUUGCCAACUUCUACUUUUAACUAUGGAUUGCUAUGACAACACUUAUUUUACAAACCCACGAAAAAGAGGGUGUGUCCUGGAAAAAGAGGGCAUAUGGCAACCCUACAACAAAUCCAGGUCCUCUUCAAACCCUAGUCAAAAUAAUUUGCAGAGCUGUAUAUUGAUAUAUAGUAACAGUGAGUGUAUUAUAUAGAGGGGGUGAAUCAGGAAGGGGUUUGCAUGGAAUCAUCCUGGACUGUGUGGCCACUGUGAGAACAGGGUGCAGGACUAGAUUGGCUAUUUUGCUUUAUCCAGGAGGACUUUUCUAUGGCCCUGCAAGAACAUGGUCUGCAAAUCCAUCACCAUCUUUGUCACCUUCCCCUGGGCAUAUUCCAGUUUUUUAGUUAUCCUAAAACUGCAGAACCCAGAAACAGACACUGUCUUCCAGGUGAAGUCGGACCAAACCAGAAUAGAGUUUUACUAUUACUCUUGUGCUCUGGACACUAUAUGUUCAUUGUUUCAGCCUAAAAUUUAAUUACCGGUAGCCUUUUUAGUUGCUGCCUACUCCUGUUAAUUAGUGGCCUGCUAAAAACCAUAGAUCAGGCUUCCUCAACCUCAGCCCUCCAGCUGUUUUGGGACUACAACUCCCAUCCUCCCUGACCUCUGGUCCUGUUAGCUAGGGAUGAUGGGAGUUGUAGUCCCAAAACAGCUGGAGGGCCGAGUUUGGGGGUGCCUGACAUAGAUCAUUUUCACAUGUACCAUUGUCAACCCAGGUAUCACACAUCCUCAUUCCUUAAAAUAAAUAAAUAACAUAUUUGUGCAAAUACACAACCUUACAUUUAUCUCUGCUGAAAUUCAUUGUUAGUUUUUUAGUAGUUCUCCGCCCUGUCAUGAAAAUCUUGGUUCCUUUUUCAAUCUUCUAAAGUCUUAGCUACCCUUUACAGCUUGGGAUUAUCUGCUAAUUUUUAUGAACAUCCCUUCCUUCCUUCAUGCAUGACAUUUGCCUCCUUCAUAUAUUUUUUCUGUGUAAUUUAUUUAAUGUUUAUUUGUGGAUUUAAAUAGUACUAAUAUAAUGACUCAAAAUAUUAAAUAAGUAGAGCAUAUCCAUGAAAAUAAAUGGCAAAAUGUCACAUUAAAACUAAGAAAAAGUGCACUGUUAUUUAUUUAUUUCAUUUAUGAGUUGCUUCCCAUGAAACAUCGUGAAGUGAUUAACAAUAAAAGCAUCCAACAAUAAAACCAUAUUUUAAAUUUUUAAAAUCCCAGCACAGGUACAGAUUGGGAUAAGAAUUAACUCCCCCCCCCUUAAGUGACACAUUUCAGUCAAAGUAAAGCGUUUUUAGUGGGAGAGUUAAGAAAAUGUUUAAAUUGCUUUUGCUGAAAUCAUUGGGAUGUGUGUUGUUGUGUGCCUAAUCUUCUUUCCCCUUAUUACUAACUCAUAAAGAGAAGCAUGGAAAAUGAGGUGGAAGGCGGUGCUGGAAGUGUUUUGCAUUGCCAUCAGAACAUAGGACGAUUUCAGCCUAAAGUGGCUUAAAGGAAAUGAAGGUCCAUAGCCUGGGUGCUACCCCUGAUAAUGCCUAGUCAUCUGUACUUAGAAUCAUAGAAUCGUAGAGUUGGAAGAGACCACAAGGGCCAUCCAGUCCAACCCCCUGCCAAGCAGGAAACACCAUCAAAGCAUUCUUGACAUAUGCCUGUCAAGCCUCUGCUUAAAGACCUCCAAAGAAGGAGACUCCACCACUCUCACACCACACCAUACUUGAAGUUCUUCCACUCAGAUGGUGCCUUUAGAAAAGCAUCCCCAGCAAACAUUUGCAUUUCUUCUGAACGUGGCAGCUACAGUGUGGCUUUUAAUUAAAAGCAGAUGUAACAUUUUAUUGUGUUUCCCUAGGGAUUUUUGUUCUCAGAAACUGUUGGGUCAUGAUUGUUGGGUCAGGUCACCCAUUAUAAAAGAGACCACCCCAAUGUGCUUAUGAAAUGUUGCAGUUGUGCUCAGCAGACGGCACCAAGACACUAAAACAGCUUUCACAACUGAAACAGUUGUCUUCAUUUCCCCUUAGUUAUGGCCUUAGGAAGUGAUUCAUGGCGACCAGCUAAAGGGAUAGCAGGAGUACCAGCUUGCAGGGGCAUAGGAAGGGGGGGUGGGGCUCACCCCGGGUGUCAUCCUUGGGGGUGUGUGACAAAAUGGCACACCACAUGGGUUGGCACCUACCAUGGGGCCUGGCCUGCAGCACGCCCAAGCCACACGUCAUUCCUGGGAGUGACGUGGUAGCUUAGGGCCCCACGCUGCCCGAAAUGGCAGUGUGGGGCUUGUGUCCACCAGGCAAACUCUGUGCAGCUUGUUGCGCCGCCCCCCUGGGUGGAUCGCCGUGCCGCCUCUGUGUGUAGAUCGCCCUGCCCCCGCCGCUCCAGGUACCAGAGCAGCUAGCUAUGUCCCUGCCUGCU